CCACAUCUUCGAAGAAGAAGAAGAAGAAGAGGACGAAGACAUCACUUCUGUCAUGUAAUCAUGACCAAGGUUAUCGCGAAGACACUGCCUAAAAACGUGGGCUUUAUUUGACAAAUACAGAGUGUCAUCUUAACUCGCCCAGGUCGCGAUGAGCGUCCCGUGUUUCUUGUCGUCCGCUACCCGAAGCCUCAGCCUUCCGUGCCCGGCCGUCGGUGUGCUCCGCUGCCGGCUGCGGGGCCCCAGCUCCCUCACAAGAAAUAUGUCCUCCAAAAGGCAAAUGGACCAUCUGGAGAGAACAGCGAGCAACUCCAGACAAGAUGCUGUGUAUCCAGCUCAAGUAUGUGGCAUCAUGAACGAGUCAGAGAUGGUGAAACGGUUGAGAAUAGCUGUCCAUCCAGACUUCAGCUUCAAAGCAGGACAGUGGGUGGAUUUCUUCAUCCCCGGUGUGGAGAAAGUGGGAGGCUUCUCCAUGUGCUCGAGCCCGGGUUUGCUGCAGAGGGAGGGCAUCGUUGAACUCGCCAUUAAAUACAGCAAACACCCCCCAGCACACUGGGUCCACACCAUGUGUACAGUGGGCUCACAGGUUGCCAUGCGUGUCGGCGGGGACUUCUACUUCGCCCCGUCGCCCUCUGACCCCUCCGUGGAUCUGCUGCUGGUGGCCGGCGGCGUAGGGAUCAACCCUUUGUACUCUAUCCUGCUGCACACCGCAGAUCUGCUGCAUGUUAACCGUGCUUCUGGUGGCCGGGACUACAACAUCGGCUCUGCCCACCUCUGCUACAGCGCCAAGAACACUCAGGAACUGCUCUUUAAGAGUUCCAUCAUCGAAGCGUGUCGGGAGUUCCCUGACAAGUUCUCCUGUGACCUCCACGUCACGCAACAGAGCACAGACGCUGACCCGCAUCUCCAACCGUUUCUCACCCGCGGGAGAAUCACAGAGGAGGAGUUGCGGGCCCAUGUGGACCCACAGAGGACUUUGUGCUUCCUGUGCGGGCCCCCGCCCAUGAUCGAAGCAAUAUCAAAAACCCUCAUGGACUUCGGCCUCCCGAAAGACAGAAUCCUUUUCGAGAAGUGGUGGUGAACCUUAACGAUUCCCAGAAACCUGCGUGGUUGUCCUCCCGGCUUGUGCUGGUUCUGGCAGUCUUCAAAGGGAAGAUGAGGGUGUGGUGAGAAUGGAGAGCAACUGAAAUAUUCCAUUCCACUAAUUUGGACUUUAUCAAAAGCAAUGACUUUUAUUUCUUGUAAUCUAAAAUGGAUAGCUGAGCUGACCAUAACUUCUCAACUUUGGCAACACUGCUCAGCUUGCUGCCUCGCUGAAUGGGCAAUUCUUUGCGUACAAUAGACACAUUGUGACACAGAUGUCACACAACUAAUCAAUUCUCAUUAUCAGUCUGUAUCUGACUGAGGUUCUGCUUUAAGUUCAUCACCGAUGCUUAGUUUUUCUCCAAAUAAGGUUUACGCGUUAAUUUAUCUAUGCAAGCGUGCCUGAAAGCAAUAAUUUGACACUCUUUGGAACUUAUUUGCUUCCUUGACAGAAGUUAAAUGCAAAGAACAAUACCACUUUUCCAUCUGUUUGCUCAACAUUAAGCUGCAGCCUGUAGCCGAUUAGCUUAGCGUAAAGACUGAAAACAGAAAACAGCUAGCCUGCCUCUGUCCAAAGGUAACAAAACUCACCUACCAGCAUCUCUGAAAUGUGAAAACAACAUUUUGUGGUAUUAUGGAGGGGGGUUAUGUGCUUAACUUUUUCCAGGGAGUAACUGCACCCUUACAGUAAAUAGUCCAGUACACAAGCCCCUACAAAACUGCAACUUGUUUUUACAGGUUGGGUUUUGUAUGGAUGACACAAACAAGACAUGAUGUGUUAAACCAUCAGCUUUAGGCAGAUUUUCUAUACUUCAAGAAGAGCCAGCUAGCUGUUUCCCCUCCUGGACAGAUGCGAGUGUGGUACUGAUCUUUUCACCUAACUUUAAACAGAAAGCGAUUAAACAUAUUUCCCAAAAUGUCAAACUAUUGCUUUUAAGUCCAAAGGAUAUAAAGUAUCAGUGCAAACAAUAGCAGUCUGUACUGUUAAUUUAAACUGUACAUAAGUGUUUUAAGGAGUGACUCAUGUUCCUCUAUGAAAAUACCUCUGCUAAUUUGAUGGAAUAUGAUCUUAGAUGUUUAUCUUUACUCAGUGAAGUAAUGCCAAGCUAUGUAUUUGCAGAACUGAAGAUUUUAGAGUUGUUUGCCCGAUGAGUUUUGAGUUACAGUGGAGUGAAUUUUUCACAUGUUACUCACAUGCAAUCUUUACACCGUGUAUUCUUAGGGUCAGAAUGCUAACUAUCUCCCACUUAUUGGCCAGUUUUACUGACUCUCACACUGUUACAUGCAUACACAGUGCCUAUCUCACAAACACACUUCUACAUACCCAUAAACGGUUUCUUCUCCUGGGGUGGAGUGGGGAUCCCAUGGUGCACUGUAAUGGAACCUCCAGGUGGUCUCUGAUUGCCUCGGAUCACUGAACAUCCCUCGGAGAUGGUUGCAAGCUUCUUGUUGUCGUCUCCCAGUGGGGGGUUGCGAAGUCGAGACUCAUUUUCGAGUUGUUUGUGCGUUUCUUCCUCAUAUGAGGAAAACUGUUUAUGCUGGCAACGUGAAAUUUAAAAGAAAUAAAGGAAAUUG
Chelmon rostratus (copperband butterflyfish) is the source of this 2655-nucleotide messenger RNA. RefSeq names its product oxidoreductase NAD-binding domain containing 1 (gene oxnad1). The record is from RefSeq and is a predicted model, not a curated record. The transcript is spliced from 8 exons. Gene Ontology annotation, cellular component: mitochondrion. The coding region runs from base 149 to 1078 and encodes 309 amino acids. NCBI's taxonomy places the organism in Eukaryota, Metazoa, Chordata, Actinopteri, Chaetodontiformes, Chaetodontidae. Gene Ontology annotation, molecular function: oxidoreductase activity.